AUGCGCAAAGCGUUCCAUUAUGCACGCGCGUGUUACCAGCUGUAUAGACGAUUUUACGGAUCGAUGUUUGUCACCGGCGACUUUCGAAGGAGAGCUUUUGCAACCAUUAAAAUCCGACAGAAGAAUGGGCGUGAUAAUUUGUGCGUUUUCUUUUUCGCGGUUCUCUGGUACACUUUUGCUUCAAACGAAGCUCGUAAUCUAUCUAUAACACACUUUUCAUUUCUUCCUUUCUAUCUAUCUAUCUAUCUAUCUAUCUAUCUAUCUAUCUGUCUCGUCCUGUUUGUAUCUAUCUAUCUAAUCUUCUCUCAACCUAUUCAUCUAUCUAUCUAUCUAUCUAUCUAUCUAUCUAUCUAUCUAUCUCAUCCUGUUUCUUUCUUUCUUAUCUAUAUAUAUAUAUAUAUAUAUAUAUAUAUAUAUAUAUAUAUAUCAUCCUGUUUCUAUUAUUCAUUAUCUAUCUAUCUAUCUAUCCUGUUUCCUCUUUCUUUUCUUUUAUUUUUAUCAUCCUGUUUCUUUCUUUCUAUCCAUCUAUCUAUCUAA
Molecule: messenger RNA, 537 nt
Organism: Acanthosepion pharaonis
Lineage: Eukaryota; Metazoa; Mollusca; Cephalopoda; Sepiida; Sepiidae
Source: the annotation of a GenBank genome assembly